GAUCUGGACGGCGGCCUGUCAAGAAAGCGCAAUGAGACCUCCUUUCUGUUUGGAUGGUUGUGGAAAGAUCCAAACUCGGACUUAGCUCCGGAGGCCCUCCUCCAACGCCUGCAUCCAAAGCUGCGUGAAGAGAUAGUCAAGAGGCCCCGCUUGAAGAAAUCGUUCGAAGAUGAUGUCAGAGCGGUCUUCAAAGCCUACAAGAAUCAAGCAUCGCUCGAGGAGUUUAGAGAAUUGGUGGACGGGAACAUUUCCGAGCUCAAUCACCGGAUCGAGGCAGAAGGGCCUCGACAUAUGCGUGCGUUGAUGAAGCACGCCAAAGAGUAUUCGCAGUACCAUGGCAUCGCCCAUCCUCUGCUCUUCGCCCCACGAGCUGCAUGCUGCAGCUGGGUGCUGCCGCUCCCAUUCCGAGAGCAUAGUGCAGGCUGCAGCGCAGCGGCCCCACUGAGAUACCGGAAUCGGGACGGAUCACAUUUCCUGUGA
This is a messenger RNA of Symbiodinium necroappetens, 480 nucleotides long. Lineage: Eukaryota; Dinophyceae; Suessiales; Symbiodiniaceae. The record is from the annotation of a GenBank genome assembly.